CUUUUUCGUAAAAUACAUAUGUUCACGUCACAAGCUGUCAUGGAGUGUUGAUAGAAUUUGGUGGAAAUUAUAAACAAUCAGAAUUAUGGAUAAUAUGAGUUUAAAGGAGAUUCAAAGCAAGCUAUUGCUAUGGGAGUCUGCAGACAAUCCCUUAGCACCACUCACGUCGGAUCAAAGAGAAGCUAUCCUUGAUUUAGAGUCUCUAAUACUCGGUGUUUCCACGAAUUUGGAUGAUGACAAACCGGAAGUCAUAUCAAAUGAUGAGACAGAAAAGAACAAUAUUCCCUCUGUGGACACUACAUACGACUUUCUGGAGUGGUACGAGAGCUUAUGUGAUGGUAACCUGAAGGCUGAUGAUAAACCGUAUGAGGCAUACCAUAAGCAGCUUGAUGAUAGGAGGAAUGAAUGUGUUGCGUUGACGGAUCAGAUUGGUGCCACCAUGUCAGACCUGGAGAAACUGUCAGAACAGUACAACUUUGUGUCUAACAAAACAAAUGCACUGCACACUAUGAGUGAACAGUUGCUUGCUGACCAAAACAAACUCUCUAGUAUAGGUGAUGAUAUCAAAACCAAGCUUCACUACUUCACUCAAGUGGAGCACCUGUCACAGAGGCUGAACAGCACCACCAUGUCUGUCAACAGUGAGACAUUCUUCAAUGUGCUGGCUAAGAUAGACGAGUGUCUGGAUUAUAUGAGGACUAAUAACAACUUCAAAGAAUCGCACACGUACUUAGUAAAGUACCGUCACUUACAAAGCCGGGCUAUUUCCCUCAUCCGAUCCUACGUGACCCACGUGCUGAACCAUGCCACAGAACAGAUGCUGGCUCCCAAGGACGAGGAUCCGAAUGACCAGGAAACCAUGGACACUGCUUAUGCGGUGUACUUUGGGAAGUUUCAGGCGGCUGCGCCUAAGUUGAGGAUGGUUAUUAGUGAAAUUGAGGCGAGGGCUGAGAAGAAUGCUGACUACGCAUCCCUCCUAUCGGACGUACAACGCGAGUACGCAUCCCGGCGCUCUCGCGUGGCGGGCGCAGCCACGGGCGGAGCCUUACAAGCCGCGGCCGCACGACAGCUGCGCGACCACUGCUCGCUCGCACGUGCCGCGUGCUCACUGCUCGCACACGCGUGUAGAGACGAGUGCGCGUUGUACAGCCACUUCUUUGCUAACCCAUCGCCGGCAUUAGAAGAGUACCUGCAAUCGUUGUGUACGGGACUAUACGAAACACUACGGCCUCACAUCAUACAUAUAAACCACUUGGAAACUCUCGCUGAACUGUGCGUCAUACUCAGAGUGGAAGUUAUUGAAGAACAAGUCAAUAAUGACCCGGUCCGCCUGGCGGCACUGGGCCAGUGUGCCCUGGCGCUGCUGCAGGACGCGCAGGAGCGGCUCGUGUUCCGCGCGCACGUGCACCUCCGCGCGGACGUGCUGCUGUACCGCGCCGCGCCCGGGGACCUCGCCUACCCGCACAAACUGCUCAUGAUGGAGCAAAUCGCGAUGUCAAUCCAAGAGCAAUCCCUCAAGCGAAGCGACUCCCGCAACUCCAUGAUAUCUGACAUAUCCGCCACAUCACAAGAAGUUGCCAACAUCAACGUGGAAGCCCAACGAAGACCCCAAGCCUCACCAGCUGACCUUCACGGCAUGUGGUACCCAGGAGUCCGAAGAACAUUAGCAGCAUUAUCAAGAUUAUACCGCUGUCUUGAAAAGAAAGUCUUCCAGGGCCUAGCUCAAGAAGCUAUCUCCCUAUGUGUCCAAAGUGUUGACAGUGCUGCAAAACAAAUAUCAGCAAACACAACUAAUAUAGACGGGGAAUUGUUCCAAAUAAAACAUUUGCUGAUCUUAAGAGAGCAAAUCGCACCCUUCCAAGUUGACUUUAUAGUAAAGGAAACGACUUUAGACUUUAGCAAUAUGAAGAAUGCUGCUUAUGGUCUUAUCCAGAAGCCAAGACAGAUAUUCUCGUUAAACAGUAAUAAUGCUUUGUUAGAGUUCUUGUUGGAAGGUACUCCGAUGGUGAGGGAACAUCUCUUGGACUCCAGAAAGGAGGUUGAUAGACAGCUGAAGACUUGUUGCGAAACUUUCAUCAAAAAUGCUACGGAAAUACUCGUUGGACCCAUGAUUGCGUUUAUUGAGAAGGCAACAGCAUUCACCCCCAUAGAGCAACUGAAGACCCAGCCGUGGGCCACACCAGAAGAGAUGGCGGCCGCCGUGAAAGAGGCUCAGAAGAAGAUACGAGCCCACCUCGCACCGCUGCAGCGAUCCAUGCAGCUGUACCUAGCUAAUAAGGAGACCGAGUUUAUAUUGUUUAGACCUAUUCGGAAUAACGUCGUAGGCUACUUCCUACAAAUUGAACAGCUGCUUACCAACGCUGGUUACACGGACGAAGACGCUCUCAUCGUGGCCUGUCCUACCCCAGAACAGGUGUCUGUCUUCAUAUCCUCGGCCAGCCUCAUCAGCCAUAGUGAACCAGUUCAGCCGUAUGGUAGCAAGAUCAAGCCUACUGUUAUAAGGAAACCUAGUGUAACUAGUGUUAAGGAGAAAGAGGAAAAUACGGGUGUGGAAGCUAGUAAUGUUACUAUUUAGACUCGUAAAUGAAGAGGUUAAAUGAAUAUGUACUAUAGUUAUAAUUGUAUUGUAUUUAUUAUGUUAGUGUUGAAUGACACAGUAGUGUGUAUAAUAUUGGAUUUUAUUGUGAAACUCCCUUGUCAAGCUUGUGUUAGCUAUCAAAGGGCAGCCAUAACCAACUUGAAUUUAUUUAUUUCUUGAAUGUUAUUGUUUAUGCCUACUUGAUUAUUAAAAUAUGAAUUUUUAUCCAAUAUAGAAAUAACAAAAUACGAAUUAUGUUUAUUUACAUGUUUAUUUCUUAUUCUUCUAUAAUAAAUACAAAUUCCACCAAGAACAUUGUGUUUUAUUACAAUAAAACAACAGACAUUGGGAGAAAAAUGUUUAAUGCGUUUUUUUCCGAUCUUAACUGAUUUAAAUAAUGUUUAAUUGUUUCUAUUAAUGUACAACUACAAUUGUUUACACCCUAAGCCAGUACAUUCCAGCGCGGAUCCUAGUGUAGUCUGGAAGUGCUUCAGUGGGCCCGACAGUGGCCACGGCAGGGCAGCGGUCAUACAGGUACUUGUAGCACACAUCACGCACGUUCUGCACGGAGACAGCUUCAAUACGGGCAUCCAACUCAUGGAUGGGGAUGCGGCGGUUGUAGCACAACAUUUGACGACCAAUGUCUUCACACACAGGGGUGGUGCCGUCCAGCUGGAGCAGCAUGUUGGUCUUGAGGAGGUUCCUGGCACGCUCAACCUCACCCUCAGUGACUGAUGUGCAGAGCUUCAUCCACUCCUUCUGGACAUUGUACAACAUAUCUUCCAACUGCAUGGGUUCAGCUACAAAGUAAAUGCCCCAAAGUCCAGUAUCCUUGUAGCAUGUGUUGAAGGACUGGAAGCUGUGGCAAAGAUUGCCAGCAGAGGCAGCACGGGCCAGGUAGGAGGCGUUGUUGACACCACCACCCUGGGAACGGUCCCAAGCUCCGAUAAGAGUGUUGGCAACCAUCAGAGGAAUGUUGUCAGCAUCAGUCCAUCCUGCACCCUCUACAGCAAUGGCAACAUGAGCCAGGGGCAUGGAGUCAUCACGCACUCUGAUCUCAGAGCCAGUGUAACGGCAUGGGCUCAGCUCUACAUCAGAUACAGUGUUCUUGAGGCCACUGAAGUGCUUGUUGGCAAGGUCGACCAACUUCUGGUGGUCAACUCCACCAGCUCCAGCUAGAACAAUGCGAGAAGGCUGGUAGUGGGUCUUGAUGUAGUUUUGAAGGUCAGCCUUGGAGAUCUUCUUGAUGUUCUUGGUAGGUCCUAAGAUGGUCUGGCCCAAGGGUGUGCCUUGGAAGGCAGUGGCAUGAAGGUGAUCAAAUACAACUUCUUGUAGGUUACUUUCAACAUCUUGCAUUUCGCGGAGGAUGACACCUCGUUCUCGUUCGAUUUCGGGCUCUGCGAGCGAAGAGUUCUGAAUAAUGUCAGCAAGGAUCUCAACGGCGGCUGGUACGUCGUUAGCAAGGCAUUUAGCAUAAAACACGGUCUGUUCCCGAGAGGUGUACGCGUUCAAGUGAGCACCCAUGUUUUCUACGAGUAGUUCUAAGUCGGUUUGCGACCUCUUGCUUGUACCUUUGAACGCCAUGUGUUCAAGAAAAUGAGCGACUCCAUUGUUUUUGGAGUUUUCGUACCUGGAUCCGGCGUCAAUCCACAGUCCUACGGUGGCGGUCGCAGCACCGGAAUCUUCAGACGCAACGCGGAUUCCAUUAUCUAACACUGAGAGUUUUGUUGGUGGGACGUUGACUAAUGCCUCCUUGUAACCUGCGGCUGUGGCUGUGGCCAAACAACGCACCUGAUUGCCCUGUUUUGAGACUAAUCUCAAAGUAGUCGCCAACUUCAACAUUUUUGCUGUGAUUCUGAUCCUUUAUAUUAUAAAUUUUUGCUCGCAGAUUUACGUAAUAAAUGGGCAAUAGUUCCAAGACGUCAAAAAA
This is a messenger RNA of Helicoverpa armigera (cotton bollworm), 4508 nucleotides long. RefSeq names its product conserved oligomeric Golgi complex subunit 3 (gene Cog3). NCBI's taxonomy places the organism in Eukaryota, Metazoa, Arthropoda, Insecta, Lepidoptera, Noctuidae. The record is from RefSeq and is a predicted model, not a curated record. Gene Ontology annotation, cellular component: cis-Golgi network; membrane; COG complex. The transcript has 11 exons. Gene Ontology annotation, biological process: Golgi organization; intra-Golgi vesicle-mediated transport; intracellular protein transport. Bases 86 to 2575 code for a protein of 829 amino acids.